AUGGCGAUGAUGACUGGCCGUGUGCUGCUGGUGUGUGUCCUCUGCGUGCUGUGGUGCGCUGCCGGUUUUGGGCACGCAAGUGACGAGUACGGAAGUGAGGGUGGAGGAGAUGUGUUGACGCGGACGAAUAAUGGUGGAGGCGACGGAGUGUCUCUAAAUGCGGAAUGCGGGUUAUUAUCCACCUGA
Messenger RNA from Trypanosoma cruzi, 186 nucleotides. Its product is annotated as mucin-associated surface protein (MASP), putative. The record is from RefSeq and is a predicted model, not a curated record. NCBI's taxonomy places the organism in Eukaryota, Euglenozoa, Kinetoplastea, Trypanosomatida, Trypanosomatidae. The transcript has a single exon. The coding region runs from base 1 to 186 and encodes 61 amino acids.